GCGUCUGCGUUCAAUUCAUGGUUCGAGAAUGCCGAAGAGGAUCUGACCGAUCCGGUUCGUUGUAACUCGCUUGAAGAGAUCAGUGCAUUACGAGAAGCACACGCUGAAUUCCACAAAUCGCUAUCGACGGCUGAAGAAGAUUUCAAGCAAUUGCAACAACUUGAUAAACAAAUUAAGUCAUUCAAUGUUGGUCCAAACCCGUACACGUGGUUCACUAUGGACACGCUUGAAGAGACAUGGCGAAAUCUGCAAAAGAUCAUUAAGGAACGAGAGCUGGAACUGCAAAAAGAACAUCGCCGUCAGGAAGAUAACGAUAAGUUGCGUCGUGACUUUGCACGUCAGGCGAAUGCAUUCCAUCAGUGGCUGACUGAAACUCGUACGGCUAUGAUGGAGACCAGUGGAACGCUGGAGGAACAACUCGAACUGCUCAAAAGAAAGAUAAAAAUGCUUCGUGCAGAACUCAACUUUAGUGUUCAAUAA
Messenger RNA from Anisakis simplex (herring worm), 480 nucleotides. Lineage: Eukaryota; Metazoa; Nematoda; Chromadorea; Rhabditida; Anisakidae. The record is from the annotation of a GenBank genome assembly.